Ogataea polymorpha is the source of this 1068-nucleotide messenger RNA. RefSeq lists its product as uncharacterized. Lineage: Eukaryota; Fungi; Ascomycota; Pichiomycetes; Pichiales; Pichiaceae. The transcript has 2 exons. The record is from RefSeq and is a predicted model, not a curated record. Bases 1 to 1068 code for a protein of 355 amino acids.
AUGGCGGAGACAGGCGACGCCCAGAGCGACAAUCCACGGCAGGCAAUGGCGCAGCCGGCCGGCGUGUCGGCCUACAGGAGGCAGGCAGACUUGGACAUUGCAGAGGCUCUGGACGACCCAGAAACAAAGCGAAACACGGAGCUCAAUUCUCUCAUGUACCACCUAUCCCAGGGCCAAGUCGACGAGCUCGACGCGAUGUCUUUGCGAACACAAACUCCGGAACGUGUGCUACGGUCGCCGUCGCUGUCCCGACAAAACUCCACUGAUAGCUCGCUACCAACGACGCAUUUGUCUAUCGACGAGAUCUCCGAUAUGCAGCCAAAAAGACCACCAUUGAAAGGCACCGGGUCGUUCCAUCGGGGAAUCGCUUUUGAAAAUAUGGGUAAUAGCCAGCUGAACUAUGAAAAAAUGCAAUACAUUCUCACGACGAAGCACAGAGACUUCCAUUUCGACAGAGUCUCGCGGACGUUUAUGUGUGGCUACGACGACAACGAGUGCUCACUACUGGCCUUGAAAUGGACGAUCGACGAAAUGGUCAGUGACGGCGACACGCUUGUGUGUCUACGGGUGCUCUCGAAAGAAGAUGCGGCGGGCGAUUACCAGCGAGACUAUAAAAAGGAAGGAGAAAAGAUACUUGAAGAAAUCGCGACGCUCAACUCCAAAGAUAAGAAAAUAAAAAUUGUGCUCGAGCUCAAGGUCGGAAAAGUGCCCGAGAUGAUCACCAAGGCCAUCAAGGAGUACGAUCCGGUGAUCCUGAUAGUGGGCACGCACGGAACACAAAAAACAGGCUUUCGUGCAAUCAUCGGCUCCAAGUCGAUGUCCAAAUACUGCUUGCAAUACGCCCAGGUACCUGUCGUGGUGGUCGGCCCGUUGUACCAUAUGCAAAAGCCCAAGCUGGAUGUAAGCUCGGAAACGGCCACGGCCUCGAGCUCUCAGAAAGCGACAUCCGCAAACCACGAUUCCAACGAAGUCUUAGAUCUGAGUCCGUACUGUCCCCAGUGCAAUCGAAAUCAAGCUUUUCGCCUGCGCGAUCCAACAGCCCUAAUUUCUCCCCCUCCAGAGCGCUAA